Messenger RNA from Rubroshorea leprosula, 750 nucleotides. NCBI's taxonomy places the organism in Eukaryota, Viridiplantae, Streptophyta, Magnoliopsida, Malvales, Dipterocarpaceae. The record is from the annotation of a GenBank genome assembly.
CUAAGCAUCAUUAUUUUUUAUGUAUGAAUGAGAGUUGUUUUUGGAGCUGUAAUGACUUCCAUGAUUCCUUUAGGUAUUUGCUUCUGUUGUGGUUAUGGCUGUAUUAGGUUUAGUUUCCAUUUUGUGGAUGACCACAUGCCCCUAUUUAAGCUUCAUAUUGGUCACAUUUUUCCCCAUUGUUGACAGAUUCGAUAGGCCAAUUUUGCAUGGGUUGUGCAUUCUAGGGUAUGCAGUUAGGGCCAUCAUCAAAUCCAUAUGCAAAGGAGAUCCAACUAUGGUGAAAGGUAUAUUUGGUCGAUUCCUUUUACACGUGUUCCCUGGCGAAACCGCGGUUACUGAGAUGUGGCUUGAAGGCUUGAGGGUCAUAUACCAGACAAGUGUGAAAGAAAGAAACCGAGCGGUGCUGUCAGGUUAUGUUGACCUUCAUUGUCUGGCUCCAUCUUUGUAGAUUAGCUCAAUGCAUGAAAUAAGAAUCUCAGUUUCUUGGUAAUCGGUGAUUCAAUUUCCUUAGUAUUUGACAUUGGAGAUGCAAACAAAAAGAUAACAAUCAAUAAAAGUUUCGAUGAUAGCAAGCAUGGACAUAAGUAUCCAAAGCAUUUGAUGUAUCAGAUUGGAUGAGCAGCACUAGGAGAGAAGCCUUCUCCUGUACGUUUGUCUGCUCCAUUAAUUUAUCUAUAUGCUCACUAAUAAGCAAGGAUUGAGGAUUGGCAAUGGCAUGCAAUGUUAUGUAAAUCAAAAGGUGAAAUGGCA